Solanum pennellii is the source of this 1302-nucleotide messenger RNA. RefSeq lists its product as uncharacterized. The transcript has 4 exons. The record is from RefSeq and is a predicted model, not a curated record. Lineage: Eukaryota; Viridiplantae; Streptophyta; Magnoliopsida; Solanales; Solanaceae. The coding region runs from base 1 to 1302 and encodes 433 amino acids. Gene Ontology annotation, molecular function: zinc ion binding.
AUGGGGAGCAUUAGUUUUAUAAUAAAGCAUUAUGGACAUUGGACUGAAGAUAAUUGCUAUGUUGAUUACACAACUGAGGCAAUUAUGAUUAAAGAAUAUGCAUCGUAUAAAGAUUUAGUUGAUGAAGUUGCUAAUCAGAUUGGGGUAGAUUUGAGGUAUAACAGAUUGAAACUUAAGUAUAAAAUAGAAGGUAGCAUUGCACCUUUGGAGAUACACAACGAUAUGGAAAUGAGAGUAUAUGUCUCAUUGAAGAAAGAAGCUCGAGAAUUCGCAAAGUACCCCAUUUGUGUAACUGUAUCUGUGAAUGAUCGUGAUAUAAAUUGUAAAAAUGAGUAUGAAGAAGAUGUUGGCAUGUGUAUGAUAAAUGGAGGAAGUUUUGAAAGUUGUAAGCCAAUAGUUGUAGUAGACGGCAGCCAUCUCAGGGGGACUUAUAAUGGCACAUUUGUGUCUGCAAGAAUGGAGCAGUUUAGAGAAGCUCAUGGUUUAAAGAAUAAAAUGUGUGUUGUAUCCGACAGAAACGAGAGUAUUAUAAAAGCAGUUUCGAGGAUAUACAACAUACCACAUUAUGCUUGCAUGUUUCAUCUUUGGAAGAACGUGAAGACACUUUAUAAAAAGUCACAUGACAGUUUUUCAGAAGUGUUUUAUGAAAUGGCAAAGGCAUACAAACAUUCUGAAUUUAAUGAACUGAUGAAAAAAGUAGAACAUGUUGAUAUUAAGGUGAAGAAUUAUUUGGAAUUGGCUGGUUAUGACAAAUGGGCAAGAGUGUAUGCAACAGUUGAUCGAGGCACUGUGAUGACAUCAAACAUAGCUGAAUGCAUAAAUGGAUGCCUUGUGAAAGCAAGAGAAUUACCUAUAUAUGAUUUUCUUGAGGAAAUUAGACAAAUGUUUGGUCGAUGGAAUUUCAAAAACCAUACAUCUGCUUCUAAUACAUUCACGACACGUUGUGGUAAAGCACAAGCAAUGCUCGCUGAAAAUGAAGAACUUUCACUGCAUAUGACGGUAGUUGCAACGAGUAAUUAUGUGCACAGUGUUCGUCAUGAAGGGGAAACAUUUAUUGUUUGUCUUGAAAAGAAAACUUGCACAUGUAGGAGAUUUCAAGUGGAUGAAAUACCAUGUUCGCACGCUUGGGCUGUUUUAAAGAAGAAAUUUCUUGAUUCUGAACCGUAUUGUUCUGACCUUUACAAGCCAAAUACAUUACUUGUUACAUAUGCUAAUCCAAUCAAUCCAUUACCUGAUCGAAAAGAUUGGAAUAUGCCUGCAUAUGUAGAGAAUGAAAUAUUUAAGCCUCCAAAGUUCAAAUAA